AUGCUCAAGGCGACGGGUCCGGCGUUAUUCCUCGGCAUAGAGCUCGCGGUGGACCAGAUACGGGCGACCAUCGUAGACGAGGGCCUCGAGCUCGUGGGUGUAGAGUCCGUAGACUUUGACACGGAGCUACCAGAGUACCAAACACAAGGCGGCAUCUUCACCACGCCCGGUAAUGCGUACACCACCCCAGUCGAGAUGUGGAUCAAGGGUCUUGACACCCUCCUGCAAAAGCUGCAUCGCGCAUACGAUCUCGGGCGAAUAAAAUGCAUCGGCGGCGCCGCCCAGCACGCCAUCGUCUGGUGGAAAUCGACCACGAUACCCUCCCUCUCCUCCCUCGACCCGCACGUCCCCCUCCACGUUCACUUCCCCGCGCCAUCCUUUUCUCUACCCAACACGCCUGUCGCACAGGACACGUCUUCCCACCAGCAUGCUGUCGACCUGGAGGAAAUGGCGGGUGGCCCGGAUAACCUCGCGCGGAGGGUCGGCACCUGCGGAAACGACUCGCUGGUCGCAGCGCAGCUUUUGCGCGUGCGCCAGACGUGGCCGCAGGAUGUGUGGGCGCGGACGGGCCGCUUGCAGUUGGCUAGCGCAUUCUUGGCAAGCCUCAUCUGUGGCAAGUGGGUACCGAUGGGCGAGGCGGACGCGUGCGCUACCGGCAUAUGGGUCCAUAGCGCUAAUCCCUCUGCGAAUGGUCAAGGCCAUUGGGAUGAGGGGAUCCUCGACUUCGUAGGUGGUAGCCGCGAGGAAGGGCGGAGAGUCCGCGGAUGGCUAGGCGAUGUCGAUGUCACAGGUGGUGGUCGGCGCGUCAGCAAUGUCUCAAGAUACCUUGUCGAUCGGUACGGAUUCGAUCCAGAAACGACUGUUACGCCCUUUAUGCCCGAUUAUCUGUCCACGUACCUAUCUCUCUGUCCCUCACCAACUGACGCCGUCCUCUCAUUCGGCCCCAUGGAUCAUUUACUCACUCCCGCACAACAUUACAACCCCACACGUCUCUACAACCUCUUCCCGCACCCUGCUCAGGAUCCAGGCGAAAAGAGGCGAUACAUCGCUGUUCUGAGUAGCCGCAAUGGCGAUGUUCCUCGCGCGCUCGUGCGCGACAUGUACACCAAGAGCUGGAGUGCAUUUGACAGGCUCGUCGCCAUCGUCCCGCCUGGUGGAUCUAUCGGCCUGGACGAUAAACUCUUCAGCUUCUGGAACCUCUCGUGCGACAGCCACCCAUUCCAGAAAGUCAAGGGCAUAUAUCGUUUCGAGCACGGCAUCAAAGUGACGGAAUUCCGUGACCUGCGCGCUAACCCGCGUUGCUUGAUAGAAAGCCAGGUUAUGUCCUUCCGCGUUCGCUGGGCCAAGAUGCUCGCCACAGGCGUCUUGGGCAACCGCAAAUCCAACACGGCUACCCCUACUCCCACCCCACCACCGACGAACUCGCGGCCGAUUUCUUCGUCUCUCGGCGUGACGUUCGACCCUUAUGACCAUAGCACGCUGCCGGCGCGUAUUUUGUGUACGGGCGCGGCUGCCAACUUCCCCAGUAUCUCGAAUCUCGUCGGCGAUGUCUUCAACGCGUCGAUAUUCAUCCCGACCACACAGGUCGACUCGGCGCAGGUCGCGCCCCACCGCAACUCACCAGCGCAGGGAUACCCAAGUCGCGCUACUAUCGGUGCUGCCUACGUUGCCCGCUGGGUCUGGGGCAAGCAGUCACAAUGGGCACUGGGCAGCAGCGGCGGCCUGGCAUACGAGGAUGAGAUCCGCCGGCUACUCGGCAAGCGCUGGGUCGUCAGCGGGCAGACGCCGCUGAAGACCAACAUCGGCGGCCUCCCUGCCAAGGCCCUCAGCACCGGCAGCGGCAGCGGCGCGAGCACGCCUUUCGGCGCGCCGCGCGGGAUCGGGAACACCGUAUUUCGGGAGGAAGAGGAGGACGAAGUGCUCGACGUCGACGGCCAGCCGAAAAGCCCGGGCACGCCGUUCACGCUGAGCGUGCCGAACCUGUUCCCGCGUUUGCGUACGCAGACGGGGUCGACCGCGGACACCGUGACGAGCGGGAGCUCGGGCCCGACCGCCUCGACUGCGUUCACCACCCCGGACUUGAGCGUAGGCGGCACGAGCGGGACGGGCCCGACGCCGCUGACGCCGGUCACCGCGAUGCCGACGGCGGACGGCGAGCAGCAGGUCGGCCUCGCGAAGGUCGCGGAGCCGGACGUGGACGCGUUCAUGUCAUACGCAGCGCUCGUGCCCGAGUUCUGCCGCCUGGAGGGGCUGCUGGUGAAGGCGGUCGUGUAA
This is a messenger RNA of Schizophyllum commune H4-8, 2274 nucleotides long. Its product is annotated as actin-like ATPase domain-containing protein. Gene Ontology annotation, biological process: xylulose metabolic process. Bases 1 to 2274 code for a protein of 757 amino acids. Gene Ontology annotation, cellular component: cytosol. Lineage: Eukaryota; Fungi; Basidiomycota; Agaricomycetes; Agaricales; Schizophyllaceae. The transcript is spliced from 5 exons. The record is from RefSeq and is a predicted model, not a curated record. Gene Ontology annotation, molecular function: D-xylulokinase activity.